AUGGGCACGGUGACAACGGAUAAUAGCGGCUCGGUGCCAACGGAUAAUAGCGGCUCGGUGCCAACGGACAAUAGCGGCACGGUGCCAACGGACAAUAGCGGCACGGUGCUAACGGACAAUAGGGGCUCGGUGCCAACGGAAAACAGGGGGCACGGGUCUCGGAGCCAACGGACAAUAGGGGCUCGGUGCCAACGGAAAACAGGGGGCACGGCGCCAACGGAUAAUAGCGUCACGGUGCCAAAGGACAAUAGGGACACGGUGCUUACGUACAAUAGGGGCACGGUACAAACGGAUAAUAGCGGCUCGGUGCCAACGGAUAAUAGCGGCACGGUGCCAACGGACAAUAGGGACACGGUGUUAACGGAUAAUAGGGGCUCGGUGCCAACGGAAACACAGGGACACGGUGCUAACGGACAACAGGGACACGGUGCUAACGUACAAGAGGAACACGGUGCUAACGGAGAAUAG
This is a messenger RNA of Mya arenaria, 468 nucleotides long. RefSeq names its product protein rtoA-like. The transcript has 2 exons. NCBI's taxonomy places the organism in Eukaryota, Metazoa, Mollusca, Bivalvia, Myida, Myidae. The record is from RefSeq and is a predicted model, not a curated record. The coding region runs from base 1 to 468 and encodes 155 amino acids.